Messenger RNA from Megalops cyprinoides (Indo-Pacific tarpon), 1273 nucleotides. Its product is annotated as D(4) dopamine receptor-like. Gene Ontology annotation, cellular component: plasma membrane. Gene Ontology annotation, biological process: adenylate cyclase-activating adrenergic receptor signaling pathway; adenylate cyclase-inhibiting dopamine receptor signaling pathway. The record is from RefSeq and is a predicted model, not a curated record. The transcript is spliced from 4 exons. Lineage: Eukaryota; Metazoa; Chordata; Actinopteri; Elopiformes; Megalopidae. Gene Ontology annotation, molecular function: G protein-coupled receptor activity; dopamine neurotransmitter receptor activity, coupled via Gi/Go. Bases 140 to 1273 code for a protein of 377 amino acids.
AGCAACAUUAUUUCUGCAGAACUGGUAGAAACGAUGCAUAGAUGAAAACCCAUCUCAAGGAAGCCGCUCUCGCUCGGACCAGGCGUUGUAGAGGGAGACUGUGGAUCUCUGGCCGGCGCGAGGGUGGCUGCCAACAGACAUGCCAGCCAACCUCACCGUCUCCAACCACACCAUACAGUUGCCGGACACAGACUAUAACUUCCCCGCACUGAUCUUCGGGAUAUUGUUAAUUAUCGUUAUCAUUUGUGGAAAUGUGCUUGUGUGCCUUAGUGUAUAUAUGGAAAACGCUUUAAAAACUACAACAAACUACUUCAUAGUCAGCUUAGCUGUCGCGGACUUGCUAUUGGCCGUCUUGGUUUUGCCAUUGUUCGUGUAUGCGGAGUUUCAGGGCGGAGUGUGGGCCUUAAACAUGGUCAUCUGCGAUGGGCUGAUGACCAUGGAUGUCAUGUUGUGCACAGCCUCCAUAUUCAACCUCUGUGCCAUCAGCGUUGACAGGUUUAUUGCCGUGUCAGUACCCCUCAAUUACAACCGGAAGUACGUAGAUCAGAGGCAGAUAAUUCUACUCUCCGCCACCUGGAUAUUAGCUUUGGCAGUGGCGUCCCCCGUCAUUUUUGGGAUCAACAACGUGCCCCACCGGGACCCGAAAGAGUGCAAGCUGGAGGACAACAACUACAUUGUGUACUCCUCCGUCUGCUCCUUCUUCAUCCCCUGCCCCAUAAUGCUGAUGCUGUACUUCGGAAUGUUCCGGGGCCUGCGGCGCUGGGAGGAGGCGCGCAAGGCCAAGCUGAGGAGCAGCAUCGAGGCCUGCCGCAAGCUCCAGCAGGCGGCCGCCGGCCUGCCCCCGCUGUCGGGCCUGCCGCCCCCGCUGCCGCCCGUCAUCGAGUGCGACCUCGACGACGUCCAGCUGGAGGAGCUGGAGCACUUCACCCCGCCCGGCUGCCCCUACCCGACGGAGUACAAGAACAGCCCCAUCCAGGCCGUGACCAGCGCCCGGCCCCCGCCACAGAAGAAGAGGGCCAAGAUCAAUGGGAGGGAGAGGAAAGCCAUGAGGGUGCUGCCCGUUGUAGUGGGUGCCUUCCUUUUCUGCUGGACGCCCUUCUUCGUGGUGCACACCAUGCGCGCCCUGUGCGAAACGUGCGACAUCUCGCCCCGUCUGAUGAGCAUCGUCACCUGGCUGGGCUACGUCAACAGUGCCCUCAACCCCAUCAUCUACACCGUCUUCAACACCGAGUUCCGGAAGUUUUUCAGCAAAUUCCUGCACAGCUGCUGCUAA